AUGUAUGAUCCUGUGUCUCAAAGUCUGACAGUUCUUUGUGAGUGCAGGGAAACAGUCAAUGCUAAAGCCAUUCCUGCUGAGGUAAUACCAGAAGGUAGUGAUUCUACUUGGGGAAUCAUUGGGCCAUCAGGGGUGGAGGAAGAGAGUACAGCUCAAAAGGAGACAGAUUCUCCACAAACACCAGAGUUAGAAAUGAGCCAAAAUUCACUUUUCCAAGCAUCCAGUCCAGAGGCUAUAAUCAGAGCAGUCGGUGAUGUCUUGCAGCUCACUUCCAGAUCCCCUAGUGAUCAUGGCAGCUACAGACGACUUCGAACCUUUUCUGGCGUGUUUCCCACACCUCAAGGGGAAGAGCCCUUGGAAAACUGGCUGGAGCAAGCUAGACUGAUGAUUGRGGAGUCUGACAAGCCAGACAGGGAAAAAAAGAUGAGGAUAAUGGAGAGUGUGAAAGGUCCAGCCAUGGAGAUCCUCCAAGCUGUGAGAUUUAACAACCCUGAUGCAACGCCCACAGACUAUCUAAAUGUUAUUGAAAACACCUUUGGCACAAUGGAGACUGGCGAAGAGCUCUACUUUGCUUUCAGAAUGAUGUGCCAAAAACCAGCUGAGAAGCUAUCAGAGUUUCUCAGGAGAAUGGAAAGAGUUUUAAAUAAAGUGGUCCAAAGAGGGGGGCUGCCUCCCUCAUCCAAAGACAAGGCACGUAUUGAGCAACUCAUCAAAGGGGCCACCCAAUCUGACAUGAUGAUGCUAAGUCUAAGGCUACGAGAGAGGAGAAAUUCUCCACCAAAAUUUCUGGAGCUUCUGAAUGAAAUCCGCAUUGAGGAGGAACAUGAGGCGUCACGCCGUCGAUUAAAUCCCCCUAAGUCUGUCCACGUCAAAAGCACUGCCGUAGCAGCUAUGGACUCAAAAGAUCUAGCUGUGGAGGUUGAACAGCUGAGGUCACAGUUAAAGCAGAAAYAAGCAGCUCGGAAGGAGAUGGGAGCCUCCAAGCCCUCAAGAAAGAGGUUGUAA
Molecule: messenger RNA, 1005 nt
Organism: Austrofundulus limnaeus
Lineage: Eukaryota; Metazoa; Chordata; Actinopteri; Cyprinodontiformes; Rivulidae
Product: paraneoplastic antigen Ma2 homolog
Exons: 2
Coding region: 1-1005 (334 amino acids)
Source: RefSeq, a predicted model, not a curated record